CGCCACUUUUCGCCACUGGGGAUUGAGACACUGAGCCGCCCGGAAGUGGUGUCUCGUCGGCGCGCAUGCGCGGCGGGAAUACUGGGGCAAGCGAUCCCAGACCAUUUUGCAGCCAGUCCGGUUCUUCGCUGUAGCUUUUCGGUUGCACGGACUGACCAGACGUAGCGGCUUUGCCUCCGCUAGCACCGCCUUUCCCCGCCCUCCUGAGCCUUUGGUGGUUCUUGUUUUACCGACCGCUCCCUCACUUUCCCGCGCCGUCUUGUACUUUCAUCCCACCUAGGAUCAUGGCGACAGCUGAGGUACUGAACAUUGGGAGAAAACUCUAUGAGGGUAAGACAAAAGAAGUCUAUGAAUUGUUAGAUAGUCCAGGAAGAGUCCUCCUGCAGUCCAAGGACCAGAUUACAGCGGGAAAUGCAGCCAGAAAGAACCACCUGGAAGGCAAAGCUGCAAUCUCCAACAAGAUCACCAGCUGUAUUUUUCAGCUGUUACAGGAUGCCGGUAUCAAGACUGCUUUCACCAAGAAAUGUGGGGAGACUGCUUUCAUUGCACCCCAAUGUGAAAUGAUUCCAAUUGAAUGGGUGUGCCGAAGAAUAGCAACUGGAUCUUUUCUCAAAAGGAACCCUGGUGUAAAAGAAGGGUAUAAGUUUUACCCACCAAAAGUGGAGAUGUUCUUCAAGGAUGAUGCCAAUAAUGAUCCACAGUGGUCUGAGGAGCAACUCAUUGCUGCACAGUUUUGUUUUGCUGGACUUGCUAUAGGCCAGACUGAAGUGGACAUCAUGAGUCAUGCUACACAAGCUAUUUUUGAAAUACUGGAGAAAGCCUGGCUGCCCCAGAACUGCACGCUGGUUGAUAUGAAGAUUGAAUUUGGUGUUGAUGUAACUACCAAAGAGAUUGUUCUUGCUGAUGUAAUUGAUAAUGAUUCUUGGAGACUCUGGCCAUCGGGAGAUAGGAGCCAGCAGAAAGACAAACAGUCUUACCGUGACCUCAAGGAAGUAACUCCGGAAGGACUCCAGAUGGUAAAGAAAAACUUUGAGUGGGUUGCAGAUCGAGUGGAGUUGCUUCUGAAGUCAGACAGUCAGUGCAGGGUUGUAGUGCUGAUGGGUUCAGCUUCUGACCUUGGUCACUGUGAGAAAAUUAAGAAGGCUUGUGGAAACUUCGGGAUUCCAUGUGAACUCCGAGUGACAUCUGCCCAUAAAGGACCAGACGAGACGUUGAGGAUUAAAGCAGAGUAUGAAGGGGAUGGCAUACCUACUGUAUUUGUCGCAGUGGCAGGCAGAAGCAAUGGUUUGGGCUAUUGGCCAAAGAAGCUCCCACUGCAGAAAGGUGCUGGGGAUAUAGUGUAG
Molecule: messenger RNA, 1343 nt
Organism: Microtus ochrogaster (prairie vole)
Lineage: Eukaryota; Metazoa; Chordata; Mammalia; Rodentia; Cricetidae
Gene: Paics
Product: phosphoribosylaminoimidazole carboxylase and phosphoribosylaminoimidazolesuccinocarboxamide synthase
Exons: 9
Coding region: 285-1343 (352 amino acids)
Biological process (GO): 'de novo' IMP biosynthetic process
Cellular component (GO): cytosol
Molecular function (GO): phosphoribosylaminoimidazolesuccinocarboxamide synthase activity
Source: RefSeq, a predicted model, not a curated record